Messenger RNA from Penicillium concentricum, 954 nucleotides. RefSeq lists its product as uncharacterized. The coding region runs from base 1 to 954 and encodes 317 amino acids. Gene Ontology annotation, cellular component: intracellular anatomical structure. The transcript is spliced from 5 exons. The record is from RefSeq and is a predicted model, not a curated record. NCBI's taxonomy places the organism in Eukaryota, Fungi, Ascomycota, Eurotiomycetes, Eurotiales, Aspergillaceae. Gene Ontology annotation, molecular function: oxidoreductase activity, acting on NAD(P)H, oxygen as acceptor.
AUGAGGAACAUCCGCCUUGCGUUCCGAGUCGCUGAAAUGAUUCCUCGCCGAGGGGUAUCGCUGACUGGUGGGAAGUUCAGCCCCCGUGGUCGCAUAUUGUCAAAAUAUGCACCGAACGGAAGACGUGGGCUUAACACCAGCUCUCGCCAGUCGUCCAAUGUCUCAGACACCACAAAGAAACUGAUAGAGUCCAAGAUAUCACUCGAUGGUAGGGUGACAAUCAUAACCGGAGGAUCGCGAGGCAUUGGCUUAGCCUUGGCCAAAACAGCGGCUGCACUCGGUAGUGAUGUCGCUAUACUAGAUGUCCAAGAACCAGAAACGAGUGUUUCACAGCUGGAAAGGGAGUAUGGUUCGCGUUUUAUUUUUCACCGAAUGGAUGUCACCUCAAAGGUUGGCAUGAACCUUGCUUUUGAUAAAGUUGUUGAAGAACUAGGCAAGGUGGAUAACUGUGUUACAUGCGCUGGGAUUGCUCUUGACAAACCCUUUCUCGAACACACAUGGGAAGAGUCUCGUCGGAUUCUUGAUAUAAAUGUCCUUGGGUCCUUUUUCUCAGCACAGCUAGCUGCCAAGCAAAUGGUCAAGCAAGGCAAUGGCGGAUCGAUCGUUAUGAUAGCGUCCAUCGCUGCCCAUUGUGCCAUCCCAGCUCAGCGAGUUUCAAUUUAUGGUGCCUCCAAAGGCGCUAUCAAGCUUUUAGGGAAGACACUAGCAGUUGAGAUGGCCCCAUUCAACAUUCGCGUCAAUACUAUCUCCCCCGGAUUUAUUGCGACUAAAAUGUCCGCACAGUUUACCGAUCUCCAGGAGGUAUUCAAAACAACACCACCAAUGGGACGGAUUGGACAGCCUGAGGAUCUGUUACUUGCCGUAGGUUAUCUGCUAGGGGACGGGGCUUCGUAUACAACAGGUACAGAUAUUGCUGUGACUGGAGGAUUGCACAAUGGGCGCAUUGAGGUUUAA